This is a messenger RNA of Physeter macrocephalus (sperm whale), 3177 nucleotides long. It is a transcript of the gene TTLL11, whose product is annotated as tubulin tyrosine ligase like 11. NCBI's taxonomy places the organism in Eukaryota, Metazoa, Chordata, Mammalia, Artiodactyla, Physeteridae. Gene Ontology annotation, cellular component: cilium. The record is from RefSeq and is a predicted model, not a curated record. Bases 357 to 1994 code for a protein of 545 amino acids. Gene Ontology annotation, biological process: microtubule cytoskeleton organization; protein polyglutamylation. The transcript has 12 exons. Gene Ontology annotation, molecular function: tubulin binding; tubulin-glutamic acid ligase activity.
UAACAAAAGGGUGCCUGUAAGGUCACUAGUAUAGUGCCCACCACGCAGAAUCAGAGACAGUUACUUAGCCCGUCUUAAUCUGUUUCUUCCCCUGUAACAUGGGAAAGAAGGUCAGCAACUUCACAUGCUUACUAUGAGGAUUAAAUCACGUGAUGUGUGCCAGGCCGCUGGGAGUUUGUACAGAAGAGACCCUCCCUCGGUGCCGGAGCUGCUCUUCUUGUUCGCGUCAUUAAUCACAUUUCCCCUCUUUCUUCUAGUUCCCAUUUGGCCGACGCUUGCCUUGUGACAUCUACUGGCAUGGAGUUUCAUUUCACGACAGUGACAUAUUCUCCGGUCUAGUGAACAAGUUUCCAGGCAUGACGGAGAUGGUGCGUAAAAUUACUCUGAGCAGAGCAGUAAGAAUCAUGCAGAAUCUCUUUCCUGAGGAGUACAACUUCUACCCUCGCUCAUGGAUUCUGCCUGACGAGUUCCAGCUCUUUGUGGCUCAGGUUCGAAUGGUGAAAGAUGGGGACCCCUCCUGGAAGCCCACUUUUAUUGUGAAACCUGAUAGUGGUUGUCAGGGUGACGGAAUCUACCUCAUUAAAGACCCCAGUGACAUCCGCCUGGCAGGGACCCUCCAGAGCAGGCCGGCGGUGGUCCAGGAGUACAUCUGCAAACCUCUCCUUAUCGACAAGCUCAAGUUUGAUAUCCGUCUGUAUGUCCUACUAAAGUCCUUAGAGCCCUUAGAGAUUUAUAUAGCCAAAGACGGACUCUCGCGGUUUUGUACAGAGCCCUACCAGGAGCCUCACCCCAGAAACCUGCACCACAUCUUUAUGCAUUUGACCAACUAUUCACUGAACAUCCAUAGUGGUAACUUUGUCCAUUCGGACAGUACUAGCACAGGCAGCAAAAGGACCUUUUCUAGCAUUCUUUGUAGGUUGUCUUCCAAGGGUGUUGACAUCAAGAAGGUCUGGUCUGAUAUCAUCUCCUUGGUGAUUAAGACUGUCAUUGCCCUGACUCCAGAGCUCAGAGUGUUCUACCAGUCGGAUAUCCCCGCAGGGAGGCCGGGGCCCACGUGCUUCCAGAUUUUAGGCUUUGACAUUCUUCUCAUGAAAAAUCUGAAGCCUAUACUACUUGAAGUAAAUGCAAACCCCAGCAUGAGAAUCGAACACGAGCAAGAACUCUCUCCAGGGGUGUUUGAGAACGUCCCCAGCCUCGUCGAUGAAGAAGUGAAAGUGGCUGUCAUCAGAGACACACUGCGUCUCAUGGACCCAUUUAAGAAGAAAAGAGAGAACCACUUUCCAGAUAUCUAUAUGGACAGAAAACACAGAUUCCCUCCAGUUUCUGACAGAAUGUCUUCAUUGAAGCUUCAGCUUUCGAAGCUUUCCAUAGUCAGGUCUCAGCAGCUUGGGAAGCCGUUAGCCUCAAAGGAAGAGCCUCCUGACAGUGAUCUGGCCAGUGCCUCGGCAGGCGGCGCCAGUCCCGAAGGCCAUCUGCCCUCCAUCUGCCUCAAGCAGGUGUUCCCCAAGUAUGCAAAGCAGUUCAACUACCUGCGCCUGGUGGACAGGAUGGCAAACCUGUUUAUCCGGUUCCUGGGUAUCAAGGGGACAAUGAAGUUGGGACCAACAGGCUUUCGUACCUUCAUAAGGAACUGCAAGCUCAGCAGUGGCAGCUUGUCCAUGGCCGCCGUGGACAUCCUCUACAUUGACAUCACGAGGAGAUGGAACUCCAUGACCGUGGUCCACCAGGAUUCAGGGCUACGUCCAGGCUCUUCCUUCGGCCCCAGAUGCACUCCCUCCCCUGUGGCCUGGCUCUUUCUUCGGUCUCAUGGCUGGACAACGACAAGACUUGCAGGCCUGCGGGGUGCAGCCCAACCGCUGUCAGCCAGGAAGCCGAGGAAGCCGAGGAAACUCCUGUGGACGCGGAGAUGUUGGAAGGUCCCUCCCUACUCUGGGCGGAAGGAACCUGGUUACGGACUGGGCAACAACGGCUGCCUCACUGCGAAAGGAGUCUGACUGUUGGGUCUCCAGCGAGAUACCGUUGUCGUCCUGCUCUGGACUCCCAUGAAAAAUUGACCGGCCUCCUUCUCCCCUGAGUAGCCAAGAUGUCCGCCAUGUCGUGCCUGCCAUCUGCUGUACACCGUGGGGUGUUGCUCCAGGACCCUUCGUUUUGGACGUGUAAGAUCCCCUGUCCAAUAAACCACUGAUGUCUCUGUGGCUGUUUCCAGGCUUUCUUUGGUCUUGAGGCUGGACAACUGCAAGGCUUGCAGGCCUGUGGGGUGCAGCCCAACACAUACCCACACUGAGAUACAGACCACCUGGACAGAACCACGCUCAAACACAUCCCAUCCCAACGUGUAGGCUCUACCUACCCACACGGACCCACGCCACACCCAUCACACCUAGUGUCCCUGGCUCUCACACCUACACACACACACACACAUACAUUUGCACACACGCUUCCACGUGCAUUUUGAAUUUCUAAGCGGCAGAUAAACUUUUGUGAUUAAUUCCUACUUUUAUUGCUCUGUGGUCAAGAAAUAUGACCUUUCCUUUUAUGAACCUACUUUGUGCCAAACAGCAUGUUAGGUGCUAAGUGUACAAAGUUGAAUAAACUUGGACCCUACAGCCUAAUAACAGAAAACAGAUUCACCUUGACAAUCUGAUGUGAUGCCUGAUGCGGCAGAAUCGCAGCACUUACAUUUUCUCAAUAUAUUUUAUAUAUUUUUCUCUACUUAGGUUGAGUCCUUUUUUGUUUCUAUUACCUAAACACUGUUAGACCAAAAACAUAUUUUCAUUGCUGUACUCAUUUGCUUUUCUUGAAUUACUAGUUCAAAUGGGCAUAUUCUCCCCUAUUUACUGACCAUUUGUAUUCCUUCUUUGUGACUUGCCAUUUCAUAUCCUUUGCCUGCUUUUCUGCUAGUAUGAUUGUUUAAUUCUCCAGAUUUCCAAUUAUUUGUCUUUUGCAAUAUUCUUAGAUAAUUCUUCAUGCCAAAGUUCUAGCAUGGACCACGACUUUGACUUCUAAGCACACGUGUUCUGUUUUUCGCUCUUAGCAAUGAUAUGCUUUAAUCCCAAGUUUUUCUUUUCAAAUCCCUCCUUUUUCUUAGCAGCACACUCCCAUUUAUUGAAGAAGCAUCGUUCGAGUUACUUCAGCAUCAUUCAGGACCUACAUACAGAGAGACUUCUGCAGACUGGU